AUCCUCAGCUCUCACCCUCUUUGGAGCAGCCCAUGGCUUGGGCUACUCGUCUUGGGGACCCGCUACUCCGCCUUGCCGGUCCGCGGCGGGCAUACCUCGGAACUGGUCCUCAGGCAGAGGGUUGUCCUCCCGGGCAGAAAGGCGACAACGGCGUCUGCGGGGUCCUUCCUGGAGGCGGGCGCAGACGUUUCCUCGGCGUGGGGCGGAAGCACGAUCUCCAGCGGCGGCCUGGGAACUCUUAGCUGAGCAGGCGAGAGAUGGAUGAUGAUGACGAUGACGAUGACAUAGGAGAUCAUGACGAUGACCACCCCGGGAUGGAGGUGGUUCUGCAUGAGGACAAGAAGUACUACCCAACAGCUGAGGAGGUGUACGGCCCUGAGGUGGAGACCAUAGUUCAAGAGGAAGACACUCAGCCUCUCACAGAACCUAUUAUUAAGCCAGUGAAAACUAAGAAAUUCACUCUGAUGGAGCAGACAUUACCUGUUACAGUGUAUGAGAUGGAUUUCUUGGCGGAUCUGAUGGAUAACUCAGAGCUCAUCAGAAAUGUGACCCUUUGUGGACAUCUGCACCAUGGCAAGACAUGUUUUGUAGAUUGUUUAAUUGAGCAGACUCACCCGGAAAUCAGAAAGCGCUAUGACCAAGAUCUGUGCUAUACUGACAUCCUCUUCACAGAGCAAGAGAGAGGUGUAGGCAUCAAAAGCACUCCUGUGACAGUGGUCUUGCCAGACACCAAAGGAAAAUCUUAUCUGUUCAAUAUCAUGGACACUCCAGGACAUGUGAAUUUCUCUGAUGAGGUCACAGCUGGCUUGCGCAUCUCAGAUGGAGUGGUCCUUUUCAUUGAUGCUGCUGAGGGGGUGAUGCUGAACACAGAGCGGCUGAUCAAGCAUGCGGUGCAGGAGAGGCUGGCGGUCACUGUGUGCAUCAACAAGAUUGACCGGCUGAUCCUGGAGCUGAAGCUGCCUCCAACUGAUGCGUAUUACAAGCUGCGCCACAUUGUGGAUGAGGUCAAUGGAUUAAUAAGCAUGUAUUCCACUGAUGAGAACCUGAUCCUUUCCCCACUCCUGGGUAACGUCUGCUUCUCCAGCUCCCAGUACAGCAUCUGCUUCACGCUGGGCUCCUUUGCCAAGAUCUACGCCGACACCUUUGGUGACAUUAAUUACCAAGAAUUUGCUAAAAGACUCUGGGGUGACAUCUACUUCAACCCUAAGACGCGAAAGUUCACCAAAAAGGCCCCAACUAGCAGCUCCCAGAGAAGUUUCGUGGAGUUUAUCUUGGAGCCUCUUUAUAAGAUCCUCGCCCAGGUUGUAGGUGACGUGGACACCAGCCUCCCACGGACCCUAGACGAGCUUGGCAUCCACCUGACGAAGGAGGAGCUGAAGCUGAACAUCCGCCCCUUGCUCAGGCUGGUCUGCAAAAAGUUCUUUGGCGAGUUCACAGGCUUUGUGGACAUGUGUGUGCAGCAUAUCCCUUCUCCAAAGGUGGGCGCCAAACCCAAGAUUGAGCACACCUACACCGGCGGUGUGGACUCCGACCUCGGCGAGGCUAUGAGUGACUGUGACCCUGAUGGCCCCCUGAUGUGCCACACUACUAAGAUGUACAGCACAGAUGAUGGAGUCCAGUUUCACGCCUUUGGCCGGGUGCUGAGUGGCACCAUUCAUGCUGGGCAGCCUGUGAAGGUACUGGGGGAGAACUACACCCUGGAGGAUGAGGAAGACUCCCAGAUAUGCACCGUGGGCCGCCUUUGGAUUUCUGUGGCCAGGUACCAUAUCGAGGUGAACCGUGUUCCUGCUGGCAACUGGGUUCUGAUUGAAGGUGUUGAUCAACCAAUUGUGAAGACAGCAACCAUAACCGAACCCCGAGGCAAUGAGGAGGCUCAGAUUUUCCGGCCCUUGAAGUUCAAUACCACAUCUGUUAUCAAGAUUGCUGUGGAGCCAGUCAACCCCUCAGAGCUGCCCAAGAUGCUUGAUGGCCUGCGCAAGGUCAACAAGAGCUAUCCAUCCCUCACCACCAAGGUGGAGGAGUCUGGUGAGCAUGUGAUCCUGGGCACCGGGGAGCUCUACCUGGACUGUGUGAUGCAUGAUUUGCGGAAGAUGUACUCGGAGAUAGACAUCAAGGUGGCUGACCCAGUUGUAACGUUUUGUGAGACGGUGGUGGAAACAUCCUCCCUCAAGUGCUUUGCUGAAACGCCAAAUAAGAAGAACAAGAUCACCAUGAUUGCUGAGCCUCUUGAGAAGGGCCUGGCAGAGGACAUAGAGAAUGAGGUGGUCCAGAUUACGUGGAACAGGAAGAAGCUGGGAGAGUUCUUCCAGACCAAGUACGAUUGGGAUCUGCUGGCUGCCCGUUCCAUCUGGGCUUUUGGCCCUGAUGCGACCGGCCCCAACAUUCUGGUGGAUGAUACUCUGCCCUCCGAGGUGGACAAGGCUCUUCUUGGCUCAGUGAAGGACAGCAUCGUUCAAGGUUUCCAGUGGGGAACCAGGGAGGGCCCCCUCUGUGAUGAAUUGAUUCGGAAUGUCAAGUUUAAGAUCCUGGAUGCAGUGGUUGCCCAGGAGCCCCUGCACCGGGGCGGGGGCCAGAUUAUCCCCACAGCCAGGAGAGUUGUCUACUCUGCCUUCCUCAUGGCUACUCCUCGUCUGAUGGAGCCUUACUACUUUGUAGAGGUCCAGGCCCCUGCAGAUUGCGUCUCUGCAGUUUAUACCGUCCUGGCCAGGCGCAGGGGGCACGUGACUCAGGAUGCACCCAUCCCAGGCUCUCCUCUGUACACCAUCAAAGCUUUUAUCCCAGCCAUCGACUCUUUUGGCUUUGAGACUGAUCUCCGGACUCACACCCAGGGACAAGCCUUUUCUCUGUCUGUCUUCCACCACUGGCAGAUUGUGCCUGGUGAUCCUCUGGACAAGAGCAUUGUCAUCCGCCCCCUGGAGCCACAGCCAGCUCCUCACCUGGCCCGGGAAUUCAUGAUCAAAACCCGCCGUAGGAAGGGCCUCAGUGAAGAUGUCAGCAUCAGCAAAUUCUUCGAUGAUCCUAUGUUGCUGGAACUUGCCAAACAGGAUGUUGUACUCAAUUACCCCAUGUGAGUGCAUGGACUCCUGGGAGGUUUUGCUCCCUACAGUGGGCUGCAACUCCUGUACUUGAAGCUGAGACCUCGUAUGACGUGGCCUUCGUGUUGUCAGAGUCUGGAAGCUGCUGUUGCCAUCUUGAACAACUCACCAACCUCCAACCCAGAGCCCCCGUGAGAGAGGAGCAUUUGGCCUCCUGCUUCCUUCUGUGGCCUCUGCCAGGCUCCAUUCCCAAGGAAAAGAGAGGAGCUUGGGCUCACAGAAAGAGAAGGGGAUGAAACCCCAAGGGGCACUAUCUUUGGGAUUUACAUGGGAUUUUAUUUUCUACAAGUUUGACCUUAGCCAUGGUUUGCAAGUGAACAGAACAUUCUGACCUCUGUCUUGCUCUGCUCCUUUCAUCCUCGUCUCCCCUGCCCCGUCUGGUGCUUACACUGUGAAUAUAUGUCAUCUCCCAA
Nomascus leucogenys (northern white-cheeked gibbon) is the source of this 3508-nucleotide messenger RNA. RefSeq names its product elongation factor Tu GTP binding domain containing 2 (gene EFTUD2). Gene Ontology annotation, cellular component: U4/U6 x U5 tri-snRNP complex; U2-type catalytic step 2 spliceosome; cytosol. Gene Ontology annotation, molecular function: GTPase activity; translation elongation factor activity; U5 snRNA binding. The coding region runs from base 258 to 3071 and encodes 937 amino acids. The transcript is spliced from 27 exons. Gene Ontology annotation, biological process: mRNA splicing, via spliceosome. The record is from RefSeq and is a predicted model, not a curated record. NCBI's taxonomy places the organism in Eukaryota, Metazoa, Chordata, Mammalia, Primates, Hylobatidae.